Messenger RNA from Oryzias latipes (Japanese medaka), 4845 nucleotides. RefSeq names its product heparan sulfate 6-O-sulfotransferase 1a (gene hs6st1a). NCBI's taxonomy places the organism in Eukaryota, Metazoa, Chordata, Actinopteri, Beloniformes, Adrianichthyidae. The record is from RefSeq and is a predicted model, not a curated record. Gene Ontology annotation, cellular component: membrane. Gene Ontology annotation, molecular function: heparan sulfate 6-sulfotransferase activity.
UGAAAAGGUGGGUUUCGCGCUGCAUCCUGGGUACAUAGCUGCGCUGUGAUGCAGUGAGUCUGUUGUUGUGUUGACUGGAAACCAAAGUAGACGGGGGAGGGUCCGCUGCGCUCCGGGGAGGCGUCCAGCGAGUUACAAUGCGUCUUUCAGGGUGUUGAGCGCUCCGCCACAGCCAUGGUGCAACUUCGCCGGUCGUCCCGAAGCGAAAUGAGUCUCUGCUGAGCGCCGAAACCGAGUCCCUCUUGACGGGGGGAGAGCGAACAUGAAGAAGUCGAGCGCCGUGCUCUCCGUUGUCGGCUUGACUGGGAAAUGGUAGCGAGCUGUGGGAACCGCACUGGGAAGGACCAUGGUCGAGAGGAGCAGCAAAUUCUUGUUGAUCGUCGUCGGAUCUGUGUGCUUUAUGCUGAUUCUCUAUCAGUACGUGGCUCCCGGGGUGAUCAAUUUCGGCUCCCCGCAUGGUUAUUUCACGGAGGAGGACGAGGUGGACAUCUUCCCCACUCCGGACCCCCACUACGUUAAGAAAUACUACUUCCCCGUCAGGGACCUGGAGAGGACGAUCGAUUUCCAAAUCAAAGGGGAGGACGUGAUCGUGUUUCUGCACAUCCAGAAGACCGGCGGGACUACCUUCGGCCGGCACCUGGUGCAGAAUGUGCGCUUGGAGGUGCCGUGCGACUGCAGACCGGGGCAGAAGAAGUGUACCUGCUACCGGCCGAACCGCAAGGAGACCUGGCUCUUCUCCCGCUUCUCCACCGGCUGGAGCUGCGGCUUGCACGCCGACUGGACCGAGCUCACCAACUGUGUUCCGGGGGUCCUCAACAAGAAGGAAAGCAAGCAGAAAAGUCUGAGGAAGUUUUACUACAUCACUCUCCUAAGGGACCCCGUGUCCCGCUACCUCAGCGAGUGGAGGCACGUGCAGCGAGGGGCCACGUGGAAAACGUCACUGCACAUGUGCGAUGGACGGACCCCGACCCUAGAAGAGCUGCCCUCCUGUUACGAGGGCUCCGAUUGGUCGGGGUGCACUCUGCAGCAGUUCAUGGACUGUCCGUACAACCUGGCCAACAACCGGCAGGUUCGUAUGUUGGCAGACUUGAGUCUCGUCGGCUGCUACAACAUGUCCACCGUCCCGGAGAAGAAGAGGUCCCAGCUCCUGCUGGAGUCGGCCAAGAAGAACCUGCGUGACAUGGCCUUCUUCGGUCUGACGGAGUACCAGAGGAAAACCCAGUUUCUGUUUGAGCGCACCUUCAGGUUGCGCUUCAUCAGGCCGUUCAUGCAGUACAACAGCACCCGGGCUGCAGGCGUGGACCUGGAUAACACCACGAUCCAGCGUAUCGAGGAGCUGAACGAGCUGGACAUGGAGCUCUACGACUACGCCAGAGACCUUUUCCAGCAGCGCUACCAGUUCACCCGGCAGCAGGAGAGGCGGCAGCAGCGCUUCAAGAGCCACAUGCAGCAGAGCCACCAGGGCCUGGGCGUCAGCCUGUGGCCCUCCCGCAGCCAGCAGAACCUGGUGCUGACGUCGGAGGACAGUGAAGGGGGGAAGGAGGAGCGGGAGGAAGGCGAAGAGGGAGGAAGAACAGAGGAGGCGGGCAGCAGACUCCCCACCGAGGACUACAUGAGCCAGAUCAUCAAUCGCUGGUAGCAACAGAGAGAGGAGAAACAACAGACUUGCGUCUGUCGUGUGAAUACAAGUACAUGCAAGCGUCUGCAUACAAGACCCAAAGGAAUGAUGGACGAAUAAACGGACUUUCCAGAGAGUCCAGCUGUGGAAAUCCAAGUGGGUUGCCAUAGAAACCGAAGCCUGGUCAAUUGCGUCAGCUCUCAUUACCGAGGUUUGACCAGUUGUUGCGAGACCCAUUUGCCCUUACCCCCCCUCUCUUUGCAUUUCUCUGUCCAUCAUUACAUCACUAUUUUUGGGGGGGGGGGUCAUUUUUAGACGAUCCUGACAAACCAGGUCUCUUGCCUUCUCCUGAGUUCCUUCUCUGUGGCCCGAUGUGGAACCUGAGAGACACUGAGAACAAGUCUGUGAAUUCCCCAGUAAUCCUCGCGCCGCAGCACAAAACAAAAAAAACCUGGGAAAGCCAUGAAAGUGAGCUGAUAGCUUUGAACAAAUCGAAGGGUGGGAGAACACGAGAGACUCCGCCGGGAAAAGUUGGACUCAGUUGUUUAAGAGAAGCUUUUUGCUUUCAUAAAUCAGCCAUUUCAUCCCAGAAAAUGCUUUGGCCCUGAAAUAAUCUCGUUUUUAAGGAGGAUUUUAGUUUGUGCUUUGUUAAAAGCAGAAUUGUAAAAACUCUAAAGACCAACGUUGCUGCCUAAAUAUUCCUUUUAUUUCUGCUUUUUUUUUUAAUUUGUUUUAUAAGUCAAAAGGAUUGGACGGAUGAACAAAUGAACGGACCAUAGCCAUUACUGAAGCCUUGCUUAGUGCGGCGGAGCUCGCCUGUGUUUCUGUUAAAGGUUUCCCAAAGCUACUGUUGCUUAACAAGUUCAUCAUUUCUCCUUUUUUUUUAAGGGGGUGGUCUUGAUCCUGCAGAGAAUGGCAUCCAAUUACAGUGCUGAGUCUCACAUAGGUGCAGAGACAUUAAAGGCAAUGGGGGGGGUUCUGCAGUGGGUUGUUGCCAGGAACUGUGCAGCGAGAGCAGCAAGCGCUUUGGAAGCCUUAACUCAGACAAAAAGCUGGAGAUUGGAGCUGCGGAACUACCGGUCACCAUGGCAAUGUGAGCUCUUAAUGUAGUGGGUGGCCUUUUUAGCCCUUUUUUUUUCUUUUUUCUUAAACUGCAUUUUAGAAGCUGCAGUCUCAUAAAGUCUCCUCCCGACCUACAGAAAGGGCAAACACAGAAGCACUGGUGGCCUGUAGUUCAUUAAUGUGAUCUGUCUUUUAGCUGGUUUCACUCUGACGAGCGAGGCAGCAGAGUGCCUCUUUGUUCUGGGAUCAUAGUCAAACGUAAUUAUUGCCAGAUACUAUGUCUGCAUUAUACUACAAGUAAUUUCUCUUGACUACUUGUGAGUCCGUGUGUGAGUGUGUAAAUAAUCUGUACAGUAUGCCUGUUGGGCAUAAGUGUAUGCCUUUGUAAAUAGUGUGCCUGACUGACAGAGGAUGUCUGCUGAGAGCGGCUGGUUUCAUGACCAAUUAUCUUUUUCCUUUGGUUCUGUUUGCUGGUGGAGGCUGCACAACAAAGUUCCUCCAAAAGCAGCGAUGCAAGCUAAUAAUUACCUCCCCUGUUUGUUCAUUAUUUUCUUAUUUCUUCCAAAACCUCAUCCAUAACUUUGAUUUAUUUUUUUUAUUUUUUAUUUUUCCAGAAGUUUGCAGGUCUAAAUUGACUCAGUUUUGAUUUGGUCAAGCAGUUCUCCUUAUGCAAACCUUCCAGGGAAUUCCAGAACAUCAUUUUCUUUUUUGAAUUUGUUACCCAGCUGCUCGUCUUAUCUUCAAAAGUAUUUAUAUUAUCCCACAGGGGUCAACCUGUUUACUCAGACUGAUAAAUGUUUGCUCCGGGCAAAGCCAAAGUAAAGCUGUAGACCGUGCCAGGUGUUGGCAAAGAUUGGCUAGCCGGUUUAGCCCGGGGUGAACAUUUCCCUCACUUUUGCUGCAAAUAGAUCCCUAUGAUAACUGAGUAAUCUGGUAACGCAACCUGUUUAUUAGGAGACAAAUCCAAAAAAUAAAAGUAAAAUUUUAGCGAAUCGCAGAAUGUGCAAAGUGAUGAGAUAAAAAAAUUGUUUAUCUUUGGCAGUUGGUCGGCAUAUAAGCUACAAUAAAACAAAAAAAGUGACUUUUUUAUUAUAAUUGCUUCAGACAAAGCCAUUCAUGCUACUGAUGACCCAUGAUAGAGUAUAAAUUUAAGAGCUUCAUUGUUGAUUACAUUUUUUUUUAACAUUUACAUUUUAUGAGUCGCUGGAAAAGAGGCUGAAUUAGAUGCAACGAGGGAAACGAUUCAGAUUCAAAAGUGGAUUUGAGUUGGAUUCAUUUCCCUCGAUGCUUUUUAGCAACGGAGAGCAAUAAAAAAAAAGUCAGCAAGCAAAGAAGGUAAAAGUGGGACAAGAAGAAGACAAAAAGGAUCUAAUUUAAACUGAAUGUAGCCCAGGUCAGUGUCAUCAGAUGAUGCAUGCAACCUACUUCCUUUUUUCAGUCUUUUUUUUAAAUGUAUUUUUGCAUCCUGUUGUCAAACUGCAUAUUCCUCAAAAAAAACAGCUAUUGUAUUUGAAACCCUCCAAUCAACUUCUUUUUAAAUCAUUUAAAAGGGAGAAAAAAGAUGGAUGAUGAGGGCUCAUCCAGUUCUAUGUCUCUAAAAUAAAUGAAACAUUUUAUAAGAACAGAGAUACUCUCGUAUUUAGACUGCAUCAGUCCCACCCUCAAUGUGUUUAGUUGAACUGAAGGCUUGAAACACCUCAAUAACUUUAGUUUUUUAGAGUUAGGCUUACAGACGGUUGUGCUUAGACCCCAGAAACUUUAAAUUAUGGCGUUUUUACAAAUCUGCUGUUCAUGGCUAUGAUGUUUUCUUUUCAGCAUUCCAGUUUCAGGUGAUAUAAAGAUGCUAAAUCCUGCUCCCGAUCAGUGUUUGAAAGUAAUAACACUCUCUGACUGAUGCAGUAAUGACACAUUUAAUGAUUUAAAGUCAUCACUGUGUGUAUCUGGUGUCUUAAGCAAUUCUUUUUGUGACAGUGAAGCCUUGCAGGUGUCACCAACUUCCUCCCUUUUUAAUGAUCUGUGAAGAGAGUGCGAUAAAGAUUUAUGUUUUUGGAUUUGUGUCGGGUCUGUCCCUGCUUUCUGCUGUAUGAAUCUCUCUGGGUUUGUUUCCUAUGAUUGCAAAAAUGAAACCUAAAAACCACCAAUUAAAAUAUUUCAUUUUUACAGAC